Molecule: messenger RNA, 2658 nt
Organism: Pochonia chlamydosporia 170
Lineage: Eukaryota; Fungi; Ascomycota; Sordariomycetes; Hypocreales; Clavicipitaceae
Product: transcription factor
Exons: 1
Coding region: 1-2658 (885 amino acids)
Biological process (GO): mRNA catabolic process; regulatory ncRNA-mediated gene silencing
Cellular component (GO): RISC complex; nucleus; cytosol
Molecular function (GO): nuclease activity; RNA binding
Source: RefSeq, a predicted model, not a curated record
AUGUCCAAGGUAUUCGUCGGCAAUGUCAAGAGUGUGUUGAGCGGUGACACACUGAUCUUGACGAGCCCCAACAACCCCGCCGCCGAACGGAACUUCUCGCUCGCAUAUGUCACGGCCCCCCAUUUGAGACGAGAUGGAGACGAGCCUUUUGCUUUCCAGUCUCGCGAGUAUCUGCGUAACUUGGUCGUCGGGAAGCCAGUCCAAUGCACCAUUCAGUACACCAUCCCUAACUCUGGCCGAGAGUUUGGUACCGCCAAGCUGAAGGAUGGCAGCGAGCUACCCGACGAGUUGGUCAAGGCCGGAUGGCUAAAAGUCCGCGAGGAUGCUGGCCGCAAGGAAGAAAACGAGGAAGUCCUGGAACGUCUUGAAAAGCUCCGCGGCUAUGAAUCGCAGGCCAAAGCCGAAGGCAAGGGCUUGUGGGCCAGCGGCGGUGGCAUCAUUGAGGUCCAGAAUGACCUCGGUGGCCCUGAUUUUAUGAAGGAGUGGAAGGGCAAGACGGUUGAGGGCGUGGUUGAGCGAGUACUCAGUGGCGACAGACUUCUUGUAAGACUGUUGCUCUCAGAGAAGAAGCAUGUGCAGCCUAUGACACUCAUUGCCGGUAUUCGCACACCUGCAACGGAGAGAACAGUUCCAUCCACCGGUACCACUCAGCCAGCUGAAGAAUUUGGCAACGAAGCCAGGCAAUUCGUCGAAAGCCGCCUGCUGCAGAGACAAGUCAAGGUUGAGAUUGUUGGUGCCAGUCCUCAGGGGCAGCUGGUUGCCACCAUCAUCCACCCCCGUGGUAACAUUGCUGAGUUCUUGCUGCAGGAUGGCCUGGCUCGAUGCAAUGAUUUCCACUCCACCAUGUUGGGUGAGAAGAUGGCUGCUCUCCGAGCAGCCGAGAAGCAAGCGCAGUCUAAGAAGCUGCGACUCCACAAGCACCAUGUCGCCAAGGCUGAUGGUGGCAACCAGGAGAUGACGGUUAGCAAGAUUGUUGGAGCUGAUACCAUUAUUGUGAAGAACAAGGCUGGGGCCGAGAAGAGGAUCAGCUUCAGCAGCAUCCGUGGCCCCCGUACCAACGAAGCGAGCGAGAGCCCAUUCAAAGAGGAAGCGAAAGAGUUCCUGCGUCAGAAAUUGAUUGGAAAGCAUGUCAAGAUCAGCAUCGACGGCAAGAAGCCUGCCACUGAAGGAUUCGAGGCUAAAGAGGUGGCCACAGUUACCGAGAAGGGCAAAAACAUUGCCCUUUUGUUGGUUGAAGCUGGAUGGGCUUCCGUCAUUCGUCACAGAAAGGACGACACCGACAGAGCCUCCAACUACGAUGAGCUUCUGGCAGCCCAGGAGAAGGCGAAGGAGGAGCUGAAGGGAAUGUGGUCGGGCAAGCCUCAAAAAGCCAAGCAGUAUACUGAUCUGUCAGAAAACACGCAAAAGGCCAAGAUUAUGCUUGCCACCCUACAGAGACAGAAGAAGGUUCCUGCCAUUGUCGAUUUCUGCAAGGCUGGCUCCCGAUUCACACUUCUUGUUCCCCGCGAGAAUGUUAAGCUGACGCUGGUUCUUGGUGGCAUCCGCGCUCCCAGAGCUCCACGCCCAGAUGGAGAGGGCGGCGAGCCGUUUGGCAAGGAGGCCUUAGAGUUGGCCAACCGACGAUGCAACCAGCGAGAUUGCGAGGUCGACAUUCAUGACAUGGACAAGGUUGGCGGGUUCAUCGGCGCUCUGUACAUCAACCGCGAGAACUUUGCCAAGGUAUUGGUAGAAGAGGGCCUCGCCUCCGUUCACGCAUACUCUGCUGAAAAGUCUGGCAACUCCGUGGAAUUGUUUGCCGCUGAGAAGAAGGCCAAGGAGGCACGAAAGGGACUGUGGCACGACUACGAUCCUUCACAGGAGGAGGCAUACGAAGAAGAGGAGGUUCCCGAGGAGACACCUGCUGAGACUGAAGUGUCUCUAGACAAGAAGCCUACCGAUUAUCGCGAUGUUAUGAUUACCAACAUUGACGGCAACGGCAAGAUCAAGAUUCAAGAGAUUGGCAAGGGAACCGCCUCCCUGGAGACGAUGAUGAAUGAGUUUAGAAAGUUCCACCUGGACUCAAAGAACAACAAGCCUCUCGGCGAUGCUCCCAAGACUGGAGACUUUGUUUCGGCCAAGUUCUCUGCAGACGGACAGUGGUACCGAGCUCGUGUUCGAUCCAACGAUCGCACCGCCAAGGUGGCCGAAGUGCAGUAUGUCGACUACGGCAACAGCGAAAAGAUUCCCUGGUCCAACCUUCGAUCUCUGGAUCAGAGCCAAUUUGGUGUCCAGAAGCUCAAGGCCCAGGCCAUCGAUGCGUCUUUGUCAUUCGUACAGCUUCCCACUGGUGCUGAUUACUUCAAUGAGGCUAUUGGCGUCAUUGCUGAGAUGACUGAGGGUAAGCGUCUGGUGGGCAGCUUCGACUUUGUGGACAGCAAAGAGAAUGUCAGCUACAUCACCUUGUACGACCCCAAGUCAAACAACGAGCUGCCGGGCUUGAACGACUCCAUCAAUAAGGAGGUGGUUGCCAGCGGCUACGGCAUGGUUCCCAAGAAGCUCAAGACGUGGGAGCGAAGCAAGGCGUUUGAGCCGUACCUCAAGCACCUUCGCGAGAUUGAGAGCCAGGCUAAACAAGACCGUCUGGGCAUGUGGGAGUAUGGUGACAUUACUGAGGAUUAG